UUUUGCUGUUUAUUAAAAUUCCUUGGGUCAGUGGACAACCUUAAUUCCACCUUUUAAAAAGUUGUAAGGUUAGAAAUAGGUGAAGGAGAACCAUAUUUAUAUAAUCUUAUUCAAAACAAGACAGGUAUACAGUAACUGACUGUAAAAAAGGAGACACCAGAAUUAUUCGCUCUGUAGUUGUCCAGUGAUAUGCUAACUCCUUUUGAAUGUUUUUAAUUGCCAUAAAUAUAUAUUUGUGUAGAAUUCUAAGUAAUUUACACUAUUUUACAUAUAUGUUGGUAACACUGCUUUGAUUCAUGUGGGUCCUCACGCCCCAGCUGAAUACAGUGUAUUUUUGUGCUAAGAGUAUCCCCAAGUUAUGCAGGAUAAGCAAUGAGAUGCUUGCUGGUCUAUCUUUUCCCUUGCCUUUCCCACUGAGUAAAGUUGAGCAGAUUGUAUCAUUUGAGCAAAUUAAAUGAAAGAAAGCAUAACAAAGAUACACCCAUGUGAACUUAAAAAAAAAUUGAACAAUUAACCAGCAUAGACCAAUAUAACCAUAAAUUGUAUUGCAAACACUCCUGUUCAUAACACAUGAAUGAUUAUUGCACUGUACAGUGCAUCUUUGGACAAAAGACAAAGAAUACCUAAUUUGAAUUGCAGUUAAAUAUAUAAAUCUGGAAACAAUUCAGAAAGGCUUAUACUUUUUUCUAUGCACCAUUUAUACUAUUAUUCAAAAGUGGGAAUUUAAAGUCAGCGAUUUCACUGACUAAUAAAACCCAUGGAACUGGUUAUUCAUUUUUUUAGGCUACAAUACUAUGAAUGUUCCAUAAAUAUAUCUAAAAAGAUAGUGUCUUGCACUACAGCUCAUAUAUUAGGAAUUGUAAGCUUCACAAUAUUAAAGGAAAGGGCAAGCUUUAUGUUGUAUAAAAUAAAACUAGCAAUGUUACUUAAAUAUAAAUUAGCAUUUUUUUUAAAAAAAAUGCAGGAACUAUGGUAGAUUAAUUCAAAUGUAAAACAGUAAUAUUAAAUGAACUAUACUAAACUACUGCACUAAUGAAAAAGCUAUGCCAGCUUCAGGUUGUUAAGGAACAAUUGUCUCUUGGUAACAUCACAGAGACUCUAGUAGGGUAAUAAUGAAGUGUUGCUAGGAGAGCGGUAGCAUAUAUGGUGUGGUAUGUUGUGAAGAUUAGUGUGACAGCUUUUUCUCUUCAGCUAAUCAUGACUUUUAUUACACGGAGAUACCUACAAAAGCAAAAGGAGUUCAUCCUUGAUGGUGUGGCGGUGGACAGCAUUGGUAGCAGUUAUGCCCAUAUCCUGCCCAAGCUAUGGUCUGCAUUGCCACCUUAUAAUGCUCAGUUAGAUAUCCACGCUGCUAGCUAUUUCUCAUCUCCAGUGGUCAAAUCAUUGCUAAAAAGGACGGAGCAGACUCGUGGUGGGACCUCUAGGGAUGGGUGGAUAGUGGACUAUUUCCAUAUCUAUGGGCCAGGCCAGAGGUAUUUGAACAGGAGAAACUGGGCAGGAGCAGGUCACUCUCCAGAGCAAGUAGCUGGUCACCAUUUAUACUUGAUGGGUACAAAGCCAGCAACAGGUUGGAACGGCCGAUAUGGUUAUCGCCGCAACACUCCUGAUCUUCGCACACGCUCUUCUUGCUUUGGUGAAGUAACAUGGUUCCCCAUCCAUUGAAGAACAUCAGAUUAUAUCAACUGUCUCUUCUUCUAACUUAAAUGCUAUUCAUAUGUUUUCUUUGUUCUUGAUUUUUC
Messenger RNA from Pseudonaja textilis, 1739 nucleotides. It is a transcript of the gene SPMAP1, whose product is annotated as sperm microtubule associated protein 1. The record is from RefSeq and is a predicted model, not a curated record. Lineage: Eukaryota; Metazoa; Chordata; Lepidosauria; Squamata; Elapidae.